GUCAAGUACUGAGAUUAUUAGGAAACCUGGUUUAAUUGAGAGGCAGUACGGAAUGGGAUGUUUGUGCUUGAGGAAGGCCACCUCCUUUCCUUCAGUGCCGCAGGACGUUAUGGACACCCUUAAGAAACAAACAACACUGAGUCGAAGUCAGAUAAAGUAUCUAUACAUUCGGUUCUGUCAAUUUUCCGGAGGAGGCAAAGAUCAUCCGGGUCAACUGUACAAAUACAAUUUUUAUUCUGGGCUGCUGCAACUAAAUCCACUGCUGCCCACCAUCUUGAACUCAAUGUUUGGUGAUAAGGUGUCGAUUAGCUUUCUGGAUUUCGCCCUAUUUCUGAGCACCUUUCAGGCCCAUUCGCUAAAAACUUCCAGAACGCUGAAAAAUAUAGCUAAGGACAGGAAGUUAAAAAUACUUUUCAACAUGUACGAUCAUAACAAAGAUGGUCGUAUCACAAAGUAUGAUCUGGUUAUAGUUGUGCACAAACUUUUCUCAAAUCUGUUGGAUCAUGUGCAGAUAAUGCGCAUAGUGGAAACUAUGAUGAAGGAAAUGGAUAAAUCUGACUCGAAUCAAAUACUAUUUGAGGACUUCUGCAAGGCGUUGGAGGUCUUUGAUAUGACCGAAAUGAUGGUCACUUGGAUACCGGAAUCCCGCGGGAGAACCACUGAUGACUUACACUAGUUGCGUGUGCUCACAUUGAUUUAUUAUUUAAAAUGUAC
Messenger RNA from Drosophila gunungcola (fruit fly), 714 nucleotides. RefSeq lists its product as uncharacterized. The record is from RefSeq and is a predicted model, not a curated record. Bases 53 to 676 code for a protein of 207 amino acids. The transcript is spliced from 3 exons. Lineage: Eukaryota; Metazoa; Arthropoda; Insecta; Diptera; Drosophilidae. Gene Ontology annotation, molecular function: calcium ion binding.